Moneuplotes crassus is the source of this 1026-nucleotide messenger RNA. NCBI's taxonomy places the organism in Eukaryota, Ciliophora, Spirotrichea, Euplotida, Euplotidae. The record is from the annotation of a GenBank genome assembly.
CUUUCAGUAAUUUUAAGAAUUUUUAGUGAAGAAUGGAAACAACAGACAAAAAAGACGAAAAUGUCACCUGACUUUCAUGUGGGGAUGAAAUCUCCAGAACCCAUAACGGGAUCAAGUGAGGUCAGGGUCAUGAUAUGUGCACAGAAUGUGCUAAACUUUAUGUAUGUAAUGUACUAUCUGACCCUGAGGCUAAAAUCCCAGCAAAAUGCUCUCUCUGUAAUUUGGAAUUAAACUCAGUGCAGCUUGAAAUGCAAAUGACUCCUGAACAACUAGAAAUUUACCUUAUGUACAAAGCUAUGAAGGAAGUAGAUCCGAAACUUGACAAGGUGAUGUCCUGUCCCUUCUGAAAGUAUUUCGAGAUCUGGACGAUUGAUAACUCUUCAAACUACUUCUACUGUAAAAAGCCAGGUUGCCACAAAGGAAGCUGCUCAGUGUGAUUUAAAGAAUUCGAAAUCCCAUCUAGCUCUUAUGUCUAUAAACAAGAAUUUGAAGAACUUAAAUCAGAGAGCGGCAUGUUUAGUCAUCAUAAAUGAUUUAAGCAUCGUAAGGCUAAGAAAGCAUGGGAUAAAGCUCUUGAGAACGGUACUAAAAGAUCCUGCCCUGAAUGAAAAGUUGGAGGAGUCAAAGAUGAUGCCUGAACUCAUAUGACUUGAGAUAACUGCAACACUGUCUGGUGCUACUUUUGAGGAAAGAAAGAUAGUGACUUGGAUAAAUCAGAUCCUAAAGGAAACAUCUACAAGCAUAACGAAGAUUGGGAAACUAAUUCAAAAAGAUGCCCGAUGUAUUUAACUCAGAUAAGUGCGAUUGACCCUCGUUGGAGUUCACAUUCUGAUCAAGAAGCUAAGGACUUCUUUCAUAAAAUUAGAACUUAUAAAAAGAUUAAGAGAUUUUUCAAAAAAUACAGCCACAAGAAGUUCUAUAAACUCUGAAAAGUAUUCCCGAUGGUAUCCCAACAUGGGUAUGACCUAGAAGAAGUGUUUACCAUAGAUCUUAAAUUAAUAAAAAGAUAAAUUCCUUCGUUUUCAA